CGGCGCAAAAUCAACAUAAACGAAGCAAAAGUAAAACAGUGAUGAACACUUCUGCAUUGAAGUUGAUAAAGUUGGGGAGCGAGUCAGAGAAGAGCAUUUUCCUUUGGACGCGCGAUCAUGGCGCUCUACCACGGAUGUCUGGCGACUUUCGGCGUGCCGUCCUCCGCCCUAAACUUCUCCGGACCUCCGCUCAUCUACUUGUACGGAGGAGACAGCGGCAGCCUCGUGUCGGCCCGCCGAGACCCUCCGCAGAAACCUCCGUACAGUUACAUCGCUCUCAUCGCCAUGGCCAUCAAGAGCGCACCCGAGCAGCGCGCCACGCUUAGCGGCAUUUAUCAAUUCAUCAUGGACCGCUUCCCCUUUUACCACGAUAACAAGCAGGGCUGGCAGAACUCCAUCCGCCACAAUCUCUCUCUUAACGACUGCUUCAUCAAGAUACCCAGGGAGAAGGGGCGACCCGGGAAAGGCAGUUACUGGACGUUGGAUAGCAAGUGCUCCAACAUGUUUGAAAACGGCAACUACCGGCGGAGGAAAAGGAAAGCGAGGAAUCAACAGGAGAUCGCCAAAGGUCCAUCAUUGAAGGACCGUCCGAGCUCAUCUACUUUGGUGGUGGAGAUGACGCUGAGGCAGGACGCGCAGAGGACGGAGACGCAAGCGGAUUCCAAGUUACUUCAGCGUCACAGACAGAAAAAAGCGUGUUAUGCUGUCAAGCCCAACACAAGAAAAAGGGACCCCAGUCACGACAACUCCGCUUCUCUUCUUUCUCGCCUCGCCCUUCCGAAAGCAGAUGUUGCAAGCAGGGACAAACGCACGCCGUUCAGCAUUGAAAGCAUCCUUGCAAAAAAUGAUGGCGACCUCCCGGACCUGAAGCGACGCGACACCGGUGUCGCUCCAAACGUGUUUUUGGACAAUCGACAGCAUCACUUGCACCAAAUAGGAUUUCCCCUUUGCUCUUAUUUGUCUUUUCCAGAUACUAUUCGCGCAAUACAAGCGUGAAUAGUCAAUGUACUAACUAUAUAGUUGACCUCAAGGGCGUAUGUUUGGUCUCAACAUUGGUAGGGACGAUAUUACAGCAUAACCUGCAUGUACACUUUUUGCUGGGGACUGGACAUUUAUAAAACCAAACAGACUGGGUGAACAGGGGGUCAGGGGUACAUAUCUCACCAGUAUGAACCCAAUUUAUUGAUAGGCUAAAUGAUCAAUGCAAAAUAAAUCUGUAUUGACUUACAGUGUAUCAAAAAAGUGAAUACACCCCUGGCAUUUCUGCAGAUAUUUAAGUAUAUAUUUUCAUGGGACAACACGGACAAAAUGACACUUUGACACAAU
Molecule: messenger RNA, 1326 nt
Organism: Corythoichthys intestinalis (scribbled pipefish)
Lineage: Eukaryota; Metazoa; Chordata; Actinopteri; Syngnathiformes; Syngnathidae
Gene: foxl1
Product: forkhead box L1
Exons: 1
Coding region: 118-996 (292 amino acids)
Biological process (GO): anatomical structure morphogenesis; cell differentiation; regulation of transcription by RNA polymerase II
Molecular function (GO): DNA-binding transcription factor activity, RNA polymerase II-specific; RNA polymerase II cis-regulatory region sequence-specific DNA binding
Source: RefSeq, a predicted model, not a curated record